AUGAUCCUGGAAGAACAGCGUUUCCUCCACGAGGAUCUUGAGCGCCUCGAGCAAGGUAUUGCCGACCGCAUUGGCGAUGAGCCAAAGAACAUUCGCGAUCGUCUCACACGCGACCACCAGAUUUCCCAGUUCCUCGAUCGCAUUUCCUCUCAGUCUUCCAAGCUGCUAGCUAUCUACAACGAUGCGGAUAACUCGAGGUCAAAAGAGAUUCAGCAGAUUGGCACGGGCGACCCCAUGGAAGAAUUCUACAAGCAGCUUGGCGAGGUCAAGAACUUUCACUCGCGAUACCCGAAUGAGCCCGUCGAAAACCUCGAGCGCGCAUACAAGCCCAAAAAGACAUCUGAAGGCGACUUCAUUAGCAAUAACGUGGACUCCAUGUUUACCGGAGAGGAAGCGUUUGGCCGCUUCUUUGACCUUCACACCUGCCACGAAUCCUUCCUCAAUCUUCCCAACGCCAAGCGAUUGAGCUACUUGCAAUACUUGGACCUGUUUGACAACUUCACGGCUGGUGCUGGUGGUCUCAAGAGAAGCGAAAAGCUGACCAAUCAAUACUUCCGUUAUGUUGGAGAGCUGGCGCAAUACUUGGAGUCGUUCAUGCGGAGGACGAGACCUCUGGAGAAUAUUGACAAGGUUAUCGCAGAGUUCGACAAGGAGUUUGGAGUAUCCUGGGAGAGUGACUCGGUGGAAGGCUGGAAGCUCGAAUCGGGUGCCUCCAUCGUGCAAGCCAGCACAGCCGACGCUGUUUAUUGCGAGGAUUGCGAAAAGGAGUUUAAAAACGAAAAUGUCUACAAAGGCCAUCUCAACGGAAAGAAGCACAUCAGAGCCGCCGCAGAUCGCAAGAAGCGGAUAGAAGAGUCGGGAGAAGCAUCUAGCACGUCACAAGGGCCUAGAGGCGGCGAGUCUGCCGCUCGACUGAAGGAGCGCGCCAUUGCCGAGAGAGAGCACAGAGUCAAGAAGCUUGCCGCUGCCAUGAGCACAGAACGUGGCGACACGAGAGUGAAUGUCGAGCGUAAGCAAGGUAUGACGGAGCGUGAGCGCCAGCAGGAGCUGGACAACCUGUACAGCUCUACUGCUGCCGUCGUGCAAGGGCCAGAGAAUGAAGAGGGCGAAGAAGGCGAUGACGACGACAGGAUAUAUAAUCCUCUAAAGCUGCCGCUCGCAUGGGAUGGCAAGCCCAUCCCGUUCUGGCUGUACAAGCUGCAUGGAUUGGGCGUUGAAUUCCCCUGCGAGAUAUGUGGAAACUUUGUGUACAUGGGCAGGAGAGCAUUCGACAAGCAUUUCAACGAGGCACGGCAUAUUUACGGUCUCAAAUGUUUGGGCAUCACGAACACUGCGCUUUUCAGGGAUAUUACAGCCAUUGAUGAAGCGACCAGGUUAUGGGAAAAGAUUCAAAAGGAGAAGAGGAAGGACAAGGACGACGGAAGUCUGGUUCAGAUGGAGGAUGCCGAGGGUAAUGUCAUGCCUGAAAAGGUGUACUACGAUUUGCAAAAGCAGGGUCUGCUAUGA
Molecule: messenger RNA, 1506 nt
Organism: Pestalotiopsis fici W106-1
Lineage: Eukaryota; Fungi; Ascomycota; Sordariomycetes; Amphisphaeriales; Sporocadaceae
Exons: 1
Coding region: 1-1506 (501 amino acids)
Biological process (GO): mRNA splicing, via spliceosome
Cellular component (GO): spliceosomal complex; nucleus
Molecular function (GO): zinc ion binding; RNA binding
Source: RefSeq, a predicted model, not a curated record